AUGUUCCAUAUUGUGGAGUUCACUGAAUCAUCUGAAGUAGAAGUUGUGCCAUCUUCAUGGGUGCAUAAUGGUACCUGUGCUUGGCCGACUUACAAAUCUAUGGCUAAGAUCCAAAAGGCUGUAACACUGCAAGAAUCUCCUAAUAGUACUUGGUCUGGCUUCAAGGUUCGAAUUAUUCAUACAACAGACACCUUUCAGGAAGCUCGGCUCAAACUUCCACAGGCAACUCUGAUGUCUGACUUGCAGACGGAUGAUGAUGACGAUGAUCGUCCAGCAUACACAAGAAGAAAGAACAGGGGGAACAAAAGAAACCACUCAAGUGAGUGUGACGAAGACAAUUUCUUUGCCAGCAAGAGACUGGAAAAAACGAGUCGAAUUCAGGAUCAUUCAGAAGUUGUUGCAGCACCACAAAUACCCUCACCACCACUGACUAUGGUAGACGACCUGAGAACUCCAUCCAGACGUGCAUUUGGUAUUACAAGUCCCGACACCUCUAGGAAUAAUUUAAGUCCAUGUACCAGUGCAGUUGGUCAAGAUGGAGACAGCACCUGUUGCAGUUCUUCAUGUGUUUCCCUGCUGACUGAAGUUUUUAAAGCACAAGAGGUCAUCAAGCAGCAACUUGUCAUGGUUCUUAAAAAUCAAAAACAGAACAGAGCUCAGUCACAGAGUGAUGAAUUUCCAGACAUCAGUUCAUUCAACCUUCCUUUGUCAGAUUUAUCUGAUCUGGAAAGGCUUGAAAAUCAAAUUAAGGAUCAGCCAGAACACAUGAAAAAGUUGGUGACCUACUUUGGAAUUAUUGGGGGGUUUUCCACCAAAGAAGCUGUGUGGCGUAUCCUGGGAAAGCUUUUGGUGAACUCUUUGGCUAAAAAAAUUAACUGGAGUGGUGCAAACCAAAAAGUGGCAUUUCGUGCAUUGGCCCUCAGGACUGUUGUAGUCAAUGCAGUGAGGGCAAAUGCCCAUACCAAGAUGUCCACUGAUAAAGAAGUGGAAAAAUACAUAACAAGAUGGUUACAACUUGCUCCUGACAGGGAUGGAGGAAGGAAGGAAAGAGCUAAAUCAAAAUCUAACUUUUAA
Paramisgurnus dabryanus is the source of this 1074-nucleotide messenger RNA. RefSeq lists its product as uncharacterized. The record is from RefSeq and is a predicted model, not a curated record. Lineage: Eukaryota; Metazoa; Chordata; Actinopteri; Cypriniformes; Cobitidae.